Cannabis sativa is the source of this 1859-nucleotide messenger RNA. Its product is annotated as F-box/FBD/LRR-repeat protein At3g26920-like. Gene Ontology annotation, molecular function: protein binding. The record is from RefSeq and is a predicted model, not a curated record. The transcript has 2 exons. NCBI's taxonomy places the organism in Eukaryota, Viridiplantae, Streptophyta, Magnoliopsida, Rosales, Cannabaceae. The coding region runs from base 193 to 1689 and encodes 498 amino acids.
UAUUUAUCAACUCAAAUAAUAAAAUCUAUUGUAAAUUUAACUCCGAGUGUAGUCUCAGCCAAAAGCCCUAAAAUCUCAUUAUGUUUCCCCUUCAUUUGAUUUCGGUUGAACAUAGAAAAAUUUAUUCUUCCAAUUCAUCAUAUCACCAUUAAGCUUUUUUUUUUUUUUUUUUUUUUUUUUUUGUUACAGUAAAUGAGCAUGACAACAAAAAAUAUUGGCCCAGCAAAUAAAAUGGCUAAAAUGACAUCAUCAUCAUCAUCAAUGGUGGUUGGUGAUGAAGUUGACAUGAUUUCAAAUCUUCCCGAUGCAUUGAUAAUUCAAAUUCUGUCGUUUCUCCCAACUGAAGAUGUGUUUCGAACAUGCAUUCUUUCGAAACGUUGGAAACUCAUCUGGUAUUCAGUCCCCACACUCUUUUUCUCCUCUGAUGAUACAAUUUAUGAUGUUGAGAAAUUCUAUAGUUUUGUGGAGAAUUAUUUUGAACACAGGGAGAAAGGUAUUGAUAGUAAUAUUGUUGAUUUAGGUAUAACUAGUUUUGAGCUUUACAUAUACAAUUAUUAUUGUAGAAGUAAGGGUGGGAUUCUAGAUAAAUUGUUAAGUUUUGCAGUUAAGAAUAAGGUUAAGGAAAUGUAUGUAUUUAUAGGCAAAGAGAUUGUUGAAGAAGGUGGUGACUACUCAGAUCACUACUACUGCUUGCCUAAGAUACUAGACAAUGCAAGAUUUUUGACUAUUUUGGAGUUGUAUGGAGUAAAGUUGGAUACUAGUUCUUGUUCAUUUAGUUUUCCAUCUUUAAAAACUUUAUCAUUGGAACAAGUUUAUCAUUUAGAGGAUGCAAAAGAGGAUGGGGUAGUUAAAUUUUUGUUGGGUUGUCCUUCUCUUGAGAAAUUGGGGUUAUAUGAUUAUUGUUUCUAUGGAAUGAAUGUUCAGUUACAAAGUUUAAGCCUUAAGUUCAUGGAGCUUAUGUUUGUUGACAUUGAUGAUAUAGAAGUACAAAUUGAAGUUGAAGCUAUAAAUCUUGAAUCUUUGGUAGUUGAUGGUAUUCCCUUGAACCGUAUAAAUUUCUCUUCUUGCAAGAAAAUCAGAGAUUUAUCAUUGCCUAGUUCUAGAGAUAAUAGUCCACUGUCAUCAUUUGAAGCUCUCAUUUCAAAUAUUCCUCUAGUUGAGAAUUUGGCUUUGAGUUGUAAUUCAUCAAAGUCAGAGCACCUUAAAAUCUCGAGUCAACAUUUGAAAUGUUUCGAUUUUGAGAAUCGUUGUUACUCGUAUAAUGGUGGUGAGAUGAAGGUUGUUACAAUUGAAUCUGCUCCAAAAUUAGCAUAUAUUAGUUAUCAAGGAAAUCUUAAUUUUAAGGUAUCAAUGGAGUCAUCUAGUUUGGUAAAUGGAAAAAUUAUAAUUCUUGAUGCACGGAUAGACUAUGACACAAAAUGGUUUAUCGAUUUGCUGAAUUUUUUUGUUAAUCUCAGUUACUCUUGGAAUACUGUGACAUUGAAAGUCUGCAAUUAUGAGUCCCUCAUCUGGCCAGAAAACUUGCCAAAAAAUUUGAAGAACUUGUUUCGUUAUCCCUUGGUUAGUUGGAAGCAUCUUGAAGUUUUUACUAAUUAUGAUCCCGAGAAAGAGUCAGACUUGAAAGAAGCCUUAAUGUGGAUUUCUCCCUCUUUAGAAACAUUAUCUAUUAACGAAAAGGUCAUAUUUUAGUUGCUUUACAAUAUUAUAACCCCUGAUUAUUGGGAUGACUGCAUUUUAUUAGCUUUCUUUGCUAAUUGUACUCUUUGAUCCUUUUUUUUAGAUUCCAUUUACUUUAUUAGUAGCUUUGUAAUAAAGAAUUUACUACUUUUAGUAUAUAUGUUCUUGUGAACUACUCAAUA